This is a messenger RNA of Vigna radiata var. radiata (mung bean), 740 nucleotides long. RefSeq names its product protein PLANT CADMIUM RESISTANCE 2. The coding region runs from base 161 to 595 and encodes 144 amino acids. The record is from RefSeq and is a predicted model, not a curated record. Lineage: Eukaryota; Viridiplantae; Streptophyta; Magnoliopsida; Fabales; Fabaceae. The transcript is spliced from 4 exons.
CAAACGAAGUGAAGAGAUAUUUACGAGUGACAUCAAUGCAUUGACGCCAUUUUUAGUCGCAGCACUAAUAAUUCAUUCAUUGGCGUGACCUUCCCUUCUUCCCUAAUAUCCAUAUGAGUUGAGGUUAUCUUUCACAGACUAUAGUCACACUCUCAGAAAAAUGACUGAGAAGGUUGCUUAUGGCUCAUGGUCCACUGGUUUAUGUGACUGCUUCUCAGACUGCAGCUCUUGUUGUCUGACUUUUUGGUGCCCCUGUGUUAGCUUUGGAAGGGUGGCUGAGAUCCUGGACAAAGGGUCAACUUCCUGUUGUCUUCAUGGAUCACUGUUCUGUAUUCUUACUAUUUUCACUCAUGUGGGAGGCUGUAUCCAUUCGUGGGUGUAUCGUGCAAAAUUGAGGGAGGUGUAUGGGAUUGAGGGACAUCGUUGUAGUGAUUGUUUGGUCAGUUGUUUUUGUCCCCGUUUAUCCAUCUGCCAGGAGUAUCGUGAGCUCAAAGCCCGAGGAUUUCAAAUGUCUGCUGGUUGGGAUGGAAAUGUGCAAAUGCAAACGCGUGGCGUCACUUCAGCACCGGCGGUGGAAGGUGGCAUGAGCCAUUGAGUUAAUCGUCGCAUUCAAUUCUCUUAGUAGCACUGGACUAUUAGAGAUAUAGCAUCGUGUUUUUUGAACUGUUUAUCGUAUUCGAUAAUUUAUUACCUUGUCUAAUGUUUAAGAUCAUGAAAUCCUGUAUUUAUUACAUUAUAUA